UGGCAAGGCAUGCACAUUGUCCAUAGUUCAAAUCCAUCUUCUUUAAAAGUGCAAUAGCACUUAGCAGUGUUAGGUACUGUCCAGUUCAUCUGUGCUAACCUGAACCAACCAUGACAUUCUCUGAGGCUGAGAAGGCUGCCAUCAUCUCCAUCUGGGGUAAGGUGGCUGGCCACGUUGAAGAGAUUGGAGGAGAGGCUCUAGAGAGGCUGUUCCUCAGCUUCCCUCAGACCAAGACCUACUUCAGCCAUUUUGAUCUGAGCCAUGGCUCCAAGGAUAUCAACAGGCAUGGUGGAAACGUUCUCAAUGCCAUCGGCAAUGCUGCCAAUCACCUAGAUGACCUUGACAAUGCUCUGUCUGCCCUGAGUGACCUCCAUGCUCACAAUUUGAGGGUUGACCCUGGUAACUUCAGACUGCUGUCUCACUCCAUCCAGGUGACUCUGGCUGCCCACUUCCCCAAGGAAUUUAAUGCUUCCGCUCAAGCUGCCUUUGACAAGUUCCUCUCUGCUGUGUCCUCUGUCCUGGUGUCCAAGUAUAGAUAA
Nanorana parkeri is the source of this 539-nucleotide messenger RNA. Its product is annotated as hemoglobin subunit alpha-5-like. Gene Ontology annotation, molecular function: iron ion binding; oxygen binding; haptoglobin binding. NCBI's taxonomy places the organism in Eukaryota, Metazoa, Chordata, Amphibia, Anura, Dicroglossidae. The record is from RefSeq and is a predicted model, not a curated record. Gene Ontology annotation, cellular component: haptoglobin-hemoglobin complex; blood microparticle; hemoglobin complex. Gene Ontology annotation, biological process: oxygen transport; hydrogen peroxide catabolic process. The transcript has 3 exons. The coding region runs from base 111 to 539 and encodes 142 amino acids.